UCCCAGCAUGCACCGCGAAUUUAUAUAGCCAUCUUGUCGGGAGGUGAAAUUUUAGAUUUUCUGUUUCCGAAGUGUGCUAGUUAGUUAGCUACAAACUUUAAUUUCAAACCGCUUUCGUAGUCGUUUCGAUAGUACGGCCGAAUUUAGUCGCCGAGUGUAGUGGCGGAUCAGGCGGUGUUUAAAAGCGCUCGUUCAGGAUGUGUUUGAUACUUAUAUGUAGGUAGAGAAGUGAGAGGCAGCAGGGGGAGUGAACGCAGCUGAAUCUACGACAGCGGCCUUACACACACACACCGCCCUUACCGAGCUCAGAUCACCAGCAUAUGAGGAGAAAUUAAUAAUCGACACGUCAUCUUGCAUACACCGCUAGUGGAGGUUGUUUUCGUCCGUUGUUUAUGCGUCGAAAAUGCAACAGGAGAGAAGAGGAAGACGGAUGACGCACGAUCAGCGCGGAAAACUGUGAUAUCUGUUCAACAAUUUGCUGUUUUGUGAAGUCAGCAGCGUCUUUAAGCGGUCUUGGUGUCAUCAAAAGCUGUUAAGCAUGUCUAAGAUGCCGGCCAAGAAGAAGAGUUGCUUUCAGAUCACGAGUGUGACUCAGGCUCAAGUCGCGGCCAACAGCGCGACCGACGACACCGAGAGCCUGGACGACCCGGAUGAGUCCCGGACAGAGGACGUGUCCUCCGAGAUAUUUGACAUGUCCAGGACUGACUAUGGGCCUGAGGUAUGUGACAGGAGCUCCUCAGAGGAGACUUUGAAUAAUGUGGGUGAAUCAGAGGGGCAGCUGCCCACUGCCGCCCCCCUGAACGGCGGGUUUGCUCCACGCAACCUGGGUCACCAGGGCGUCCAGGCCUCUAAUACUACGAAUCAACCUGCGCAAGUCACCAGUUCGUCAAGCGCGACGACCAUAACCAGCUGUAGUUCUCGCUUCAGGGUCAUAAAACUUGACCAUGGCACCGGAGAGCCCUUCAGGAGGGGCCGAUGGACCUGUACGGAGUUUUACGAGAAGGACCCGGAGGGCUCUGUGAUGAGCAGGACUGUGGAUAGCAUAAGACACACCAAUGUGACAGAGCCCGGAGCGGAUAGAGACAGUGGGCUCGGGGCCACCGUGGGGUCCGUAAUGGCUCAGGUGGCACCCGACGCGAGUUCCGACGGGUCGUCUUUUCAUAAUGUAGAAUCGCACAGCUUCAACGCGGCCCUGCAACAGGUCGCGUCGGGGUCCGGGUCACCCGAGUCCUUUAGUAAUAAGCCAGUGCCUCUGUCUGCCCAGCAGCAGGCGGCUGUGGCUGUCUCUCACAGUCUCCAUCCGCCCGCUCACGAUGGAGGACACCCGGGCGCCCACCUUCAGAAGUCUCCCAGCAUCCCUCCUUCUCAAGUGCAGCCGCUGCUUUAUCAACCCCAGCCUAUGUCGCAUCAACUGCAGAGCCAGCCGGCUCUGAUAUCAACAAGUCAGCCUGAUUACGGCCAGCGUAACAUGCCGAUUACGAUCACCCAGACUCUCCCCGGGGUGAGCCUUUCCGUCACUCAGGGGUCAUCCCCGAUUCCGACCCCGGCCACAGUUCUGGCUCAAGUAGAAAUGUCUGGAGGUGUUCCUUUAGGAAGCCAAACGGUGUCAUCUGUACCAAAUCUGGUGCAGCAUCCAGCCAUGGGGCUGUUGAACAGCAUCGCCCCUAUGGCGUCCAUUCAGCAGCAACCGGUGCCACAAUAUCAGGCCUCAGGAGUAAUGCAUGGUUUGUCGACAGCUCCGCAAAGCACUCAGAGCUUGCCCGUGGCACCGGUCACAGUAGGUGGCAUGCCAGUCUCAAGUGUGCUCACUGCUGUGCCAGGAUCUACUACAGUACCCAAUACAUCUGCACUCACCCAGGCGUCCCAGGUUCCCCGCAAUGGGACGGCAGCGGGCUUGGGCACCCCAGGAAUGGCCACUGGCGUCUUUAGUCAGGCUGAUGAGAGUCGGAGGAUGUCUGAUGCAUCUGCACAGGUUCACAGUAAAGACAUGAUGAAGCCCUUAAUCACAGAAGGCCUGCAGUUGGCCAACCCGGCUGUCAACAGUCUUUUCGGGAUACCCAUUGCCAUCGAUGGGGAGGACGACAGGAAUCCCUCCACUGCUUUCUUCCAAGCCUUCCAGUCUGGCAGUAGGCUGAAGGACUCAAAGAUGACCUGUGAUAGUGCCUCUGGAGCAAGUGUGGUUGCCAUUGAUAAUAAAAUAGAGCAAGCAAUGGAUUUAGUGAAAAGCCAUCUGAUGUAUGCCGUGCGGGAGGAGGUGGAGGUGUUGAAGGAGCAAAUCAAGGAGCUCUACGAGAGGAACUCUGUGCUGGAGCGAGAGAACGCUGUGCUCAAAUCUCUGGCCAACACCGACCAGCUCUCUCAGCUCACCGUCCAAUCCAACUCCAACCCCUCCGGCACUCCCGUCCCGGGCCAAGCCCAAGCCCAGCCCCAGCCUCAGCCUCAGCCUUACCUUCAGCUGGACGCCAACCAGACCGUGGACUCCCUGCCACGACAGCCGCAGCCCAACGUCACCUCCGCCUGAGCGACGCACUAAUCAUCGCGACAGCAGAAAACCAGUCGCCGCCGCUAGCAUGCCUGCGAACUACGGUCUUGAUUCGGGGUCCCGCUUGGCCCCUUCCCCCUGGAUGAGUUUGUGAAGAGAGUUAUUUUUUUAAUAAAGAGAAUCCAGCCAUGAAAAGGGUGUAUUUUUUAGCGUUGCAGUUUUCAUGUAAGAAGUGAGAAGAGUCUAUUUUCAGAGCCACCGUACUUCACCAGUUCAAUUGUACUGUUUGUUAUUUAUUAUAGGGCUGCUAUUUUCAGAGAGGAACAAUGUCACAGAAACCUUCAAUCCAACAGCGGCAGUCUUAUCGUAUCAAUCAUCAAUGCAAGCGUAAACAGUGACAGACUAGCAGUGGGUAGCGUUUAAACACUAAGAGCGACGUUUCUCUGUGGAUUAAGAAUGUGAACCUGGUGUGAAUGUACAUUUUGUAUAGUGUAAAAAAAAAAAAAAAAAAAACAAAUAAAAAAAAGAGCAUAACAAGUUUGUACAGGUUUGUGGGCAAAAUUCCAAACUGAAUCCUUAAUGGUCUACCCUAAUGAAGAAAGCUUCAGUUCUCUUGCUGGUAGGAUGUUGGAAAAAGAAGUCAGUUGCCAUAUUCUCCUGCCCCCUACCCUAAUGUCUCAUAUGUUUAUGGGGUCGGGAAGGGGAUUUAAAAGAAAAAACUGUGAAGUUGUUCAACCUACUUUGUAACCAAAGAUGCAAAGCUGUGUAAUUCAAUUUUGUUUUUUUGUUUUUUUUUUUUUGUUUUGUUUUUUUAUUUUGUUAUGCACACUCUAUGUACUUCUUUUUUUUUUUUUUUUUUUUUUUUUUUUUUAAUUGUUCCUCACAACAUACUUUUGUUGCUUUUAGGCAUGUUCUGCAUGAUCUGUAAAAGUCAAACCACUUUCUUACCUCAUUUGUAUUGGGCACUCGUAUUGUAAGUAGUCUGUGAAUAGUGUCGGCGGGGGAAGGAGAUAUGGAGGUAAUGGUGAGGAGACAAAACAGACUAGUGUGUGUGACGCACUAGCCACAGAAAAUGAAGUGAGCCAUGUUUUGUUCAUUUAAAUGGUGUUUGAAUUUCAUAUGCCAAUAGUUUUGUUACAUUGCAAAUUUUAAUGUAUUUAAAUAAAUGCAAUAUUCAAAUUACAA
This is a messenger RNA of Labeo rohita (rohu), 3667 nucleotides long. Its product is annotated as TSC22 domain family protein 2. The transcript is spliced from 4 exons. The record is from RefSeq and is a predicted model, not a curated record. Gene Ontology annotation, biological process: regulation of transcription by RNA polymerase II. Bases 539 to 2521 code for a protein of 660 amino acids. Lineage: Eukaryota; Metazoa; Chordata; Actinopteri; Cypriniformes; Cyprinidae.